This is a messenger RNA of Urocitellus parryii (Arctic ground squirrel), 1555 nucleotides long. It is a transcript of the gene Mob2, whose product is annotated as MOB kinase activator 2. The record is from RefSeq and is a predicted model, not a curated record. NCBI's taxonomy places the organism in Eukaryota, Metazoa, Chordata, Mammalia, Rodentia, Sciuridae.
UGGGCCCUAUUUUUCCUCCCAGCUCCGGCUCUCCUUCAUCAUGCUCAGAGAUCACUGCAGUCUCCCCACAGACCGAGCUCUGCUCAGCCAGCCCCCCAAAACUGGACUCCGCUGCAAAAUGGUACUUCAGGCAGUCAGCAGAGUGCUCAGGAAGUCUAAAGCAAAGCCCAACGGCAAGAAGCCUGCCGCAGAGGAGAAGAAGGUGUACCUGGAGCCAGAGCACACCAAGUCUAGAAUCACCGACUUCGCCUUCAAGGAGCUUGUGGUGCUGCCCCGGGAGAUCGACCUCAAUGAGUGGCUGGCCAGCAACACAACGACAUUUUUCCACCACAUCAACCUGCAGUAUAGCACAAUCUCGGAGUUCUGCACAGGAGAGACGUGUCAGACAAUGGCCGUGUGUAACACGCAGUACUGCUGGCAUGACGAGCGGGGCAAGAAGGUGAAGUGCACGGCGCCGCAGUACGUGGACUUCGUCAUGAGCUCCGUGCAGAAGCUGGUGACUGACGAGGACGUCUUCCCCACGAAAUACGGCAGAGAAUUCCCCAGCUCCUUCGAGUCCCUGGUGAAGAAGAUCUGCAAGUACCUGUUCCACGUGCUGGGCCACAUCUAUUGGGCCCACUUCAAGGAGACCCUGGCGCUCGAGCUGCACGGACACUUGAACACACUGUACGUCCACUUCAUCCUCUUCGCCAGGGAGUUCAACCUGCUCGACCCCAAAGAGACCGCCGUGCUGGACGACCUCACCGAGGUGCUGUGCAGCAGCCCCAGUGGGGGCGGUGGGGGUGGGGACGGGGCCAGCAGUGGGGCCCCCGGGGCACAGAACCACGUGAAGGAGAGAUGAGCCCCAAGGGCUGGACAGGGGUGCACAUGUGCAAAGAGACAACCGUGGGUCUGCGUGUGCGCACACGUGCCCAGACACGCUGGUGGUGAGCUCUGAGGCCAGGCCGCCCGAGUGUGGGCUCCACAGACGCUGCUGCUGGGCCGCGCACUUCCUGCUCCCCUGUUGGAUGAUGAGUGCCGUGGGUAGCCGAGAGCCUUUGGAUUCAUUCACGCAUUCAACAAGCAUUUAUUGGACUGAGGGCUGAGUCUUCUGCAGGGUGUUCCUCCCUUGGGUCUUCCCGUGCGGCCCCGCCCUCCCCUCGCCCCUCCUUGGGGGACUCCACUGCUUGGAAAGAAACACCUUGUGGUAGGUGGAUCCCCCUCCACGGGGGCUUGGCUUGCAUACCUGAGUUUCUGCUCUGUUUGGGGGUGGGGCUCACUUUUACAGAGACCCCUCCCCAUCCCCCACCCCUGGCCUUGCUGGGAUCCUGGCUGUGGAUGGCUCUGAGUCAGCCAGCUAUGGGAGGCCUGGGGCGAUCUGCAAGGGCUCCUACCUGCUGCUUGCUCCCGUCAUCCCUUCCUGCUGCCUCCCUGAUGCAGGGAGGGCCUGCCAUGUGCAGGUACCAGGGCGGAGCCACAACAGGGCUCAGGCCCUGCUUGGAGACGCGGCGGUCAGCAGAAGGCAGAGAUCCGCUUCAGUUCAUCUGUGCAGUCCUAAUAAAAAGAAUCCUCUCAG